AUGGCUAGAUUCAUUGCGUUCAUAUCUAUGUUGAGCAUUGUGCUUCUAAGGAAGUGUAUUCACAUCUACAAUGAAUAUGGACAUCUAUUGUUAGACAUGGCUUUAGUUUUUGUAUCGUCGGCGAUAUUUUCGGGCAUGCGCUUCCGGCCAACAGAAGUUGUUUCCGGCAGAAUUUCUCCCAUGACAUCAAUGAUGGGUAGGCCUGAUCGCUAG
Messenger RNA from Sphenostylis stenocarpa, 213 nucleotides. NCBI's taxonomy places the organism in Eukaryota, Viridiplantae, Streptophyta, Magnoliopsida, Fabales, Fabaceae. The record is from the annotation of a GenBank genome assembly.